CGCGAAGCUGCGGCGCAGCACUCCCUCCGCCGACCUGCUGAAUUUCACAACAUGGGAGUAAAACCUGGAGGAUGAAAGUUACUUUAAUGGAAAGCAAGGCACCGACGACAGGACCAUGGGCUAUGGGCAAAUCCUCCACCAGUGUGCCAGUAAGAAGGACCAGGUCCAUCUCAAUGUGGGAGGGAUACGACAUGAUGUGGAUCCAGAUAUGCUGCUCCGCUUCCCUCACACACGCCUGGCUCGCCUGCUGCACUGUCAGAGCGAGGCAGCGAUCCUGGAGCUGUGUGACGACUACAGCCCGGCUGAGAAGGAGUACUACUUUGAUAGGAAUCCCAGAGUUUUCCUGUGCGUGCUCAACUUCUACCACACGGGACAUAUCCACAUGAUGGAGGAGUUCUGCGUUUUUUCCUUCAGCCAGGAAAUCGAAUACUGGGGCAUCAAGGAGCUGCACCUCAGCUCCUGCUGUAGCAGCUUUUACCACGAGAGGAAGGAGUACAUCGAGGACAGAGACUGGGACAUCAGGAGCGAUGACCAGCAGGAGCCGAGCUUUGACUCCUCCUUUGAGGAGCUCUCCGCUCUUGAUAAAGACCUUGAGAAGUUCAAAGGUGCCUGGUGUGCAGAAGUGAGGAGCUACAUUUGGCUGAGACUGGAAGAUCCUGGUCACUCCACAGGAUCGAAGAUCAUUGCUGUGGCGUCCCUCAGUUUGGUGUUGACCUCCAUUGUUGCCAUGUGUGUCCACAGCAUGCCGGAUUUUCAGCGUGUGGACGACAACGAGAGGCCCAUCGAGGAUCCUGUCCUCACUGUACUGGAAGAGAUAUGCAUCGCCUGCUUCUCUGCAGAGUUCAUCAUCAGGCUUAUUGUUGCGCCAUCUCGCAUGAAGUUCCUUGGCAACCCCCUGAAUAUCAUCGAUGUUGCUUCCAUUUUGCCAUUUUACGCCACUUUAGCUCUUGAGACGGCUGACGAGGAGACUGCAGAGGAGAAUGAGGACUUGGAGAACGUGGGGCGGGUGGUACAGAUCCUGCGUCUCAUGAGGGUCCUCAGAAUCCUAAAACUGGCCCGCCACUCCAUUGGACUGCGAGCUCUGGGUGCCACCGUCCGCCACAGUUACCACGAGGUGGGUCUGCUUAUUCUCUUCCUCUCGGUAGGAAUCUCCAUCUUUUCUGCUCUCAUCUACUUCGCAGAAAAGGAAGAGGAGCACACAGAUUUGGGGAGCAUCCCCUCAGGUUGGUGGUGGGCCACAAUCACAAUGACUACUGUCGGUUACGGCGACAUGGUUCCUGUGACUCUAGCAGGGAAGUUAGUGGCCACCUUAUGUAUCAUCUGUGGUCUAUUAGUGGUGGCUCUUCCCAUCUCUAUUAUCUUUAAUAAGUUUUCCAAAUACUAUCAGAGAAACAAAGCCAUGGAGGGACAGUGUAUCGCCAAACCUGCAAGAAAAGAUCCAGAACUGCCUUCUUAUAACAUCAGAGACUUGUUCACAGGCAGUGUGUAUCCCUUCAUAGGAAGCAUCAACUUCAGGAACAGUGAGAGCAGCACAGGAGACAAUACCAAUGCCUCCAGCCUCCAGGACAUCGAGGUGUAUGAUAAUGACGCUUGUGAAAAUGGGCCGGCAAAAUGAGAUUCCUGCCAUUUAACAACCUAUCACUCCUUUUAUGACAGCAAGUCACUCCGUGCCUCUCAGGGCGGAGCGCCUCCUCACUGGUCUCACCUUCCCAGACUGUUUUCCUCCUGCAGUUUACAGAGAAAUAUCCUGGCAGCAAAGUUUUUUUGUCAUUUUCUACUAAUGAAAUAUCCAGUGUCACUAAAACAUAGGAAUCUAAGGGGAAUUACCUGAACUUUGCUCAGAGGGUUGAAAGCCAUUUUCUGCUUGAGAAAACAGCAAUGAUGCAUGUAGGAGGCCAUGAUGUUAAUGUUUUUCAACGUAAUGUCUUUUAUUGAUUCGUCUGCUCGCUGGAAGUUCAAACCGGGUGUCCACCAGAUGCAAGGCUAGAAUGACAACAGCUCUGUUUGAUGUUUAAAAAAUGGUGUUAUAGAUCUCUGGGUUAACUGAUGUUACACAGCCUGCAUGAAAAACCAUAAAUGCAUCUUGAAAGCAAGAAAUAAAAAUAGUUGCAUAAAGUAAUCAGAUAUCUUUGAUUCUGAUGGAAGAGACUGGCCGCAUCUUUCUCGGAGUAAAGAUGUGUUUCAGGGAAGCAGAUGGCGUUAAUAUCUUCUUAUAGAUAGUUUUGGGAGCUGUCACGUUGUGGGCGUGAAAGAAAAGCUGCGUCAUGUACUCCUUCAGAUAAGGCUUUUCAGGUUGGUUAGAACUAUUUAUUUCCUGUCUUGUUGCAUGAAGGAUUCCUAAUUCCACAGUUCUGCUUUAAUGACUGAAAGUAGAAAUGAUUAAUUUAUAAGGUGACAUGCAGUAAAAAUGCAGACUUUCAUUAGUCACCCUUCUCUGUUCGUCAAAGUAUCGAUCUCUUGUCCCUGUUUGUGAUUUCCACUCGGAUGAGCUGCUGCACUACAAAAUCAAGUUUGUUUUUUUUUAAAAGAAGAAAAACAUCAUUUCUCUCCAGGCGUCUAUAAUGUACUCAUGCAGUUAACUUGGAGUAUCUUCUCUCACAGCAAGAUGUUACCCGAACCCUUCCCUUUUUAUUGAAUUUAAAGUUCAGAUGGCUGUAUUUGAAGACAGUCAAGGAAAUGAAGCAUGUUAAAAUAAAUCAUAAAUGGCAUGGUUGUUUUCUACACAGUACUUUCUCCACUGUGGGCAGUUUAUAGCCGAACUGCAGCAAUAACCUUAACACUUGUGAAGCACUGAGUGGAUUAGCAUAUUG
Molecule: messenger RNA, 2810 nt
Organism: Cololabis saira (Pacific saury)
Lineage: Eukaryota; Metazoa; Chordata; Actinopteri; Beloniformes; Belonidae
Gene: kcns3b
Product: potassium voltage-gated channel, delayed-rectifier, subfamily S, member 3b
Exons: 2
Coding region: 116-1615 (499 amino acids)
Biological process (GO): protein homooligomerization; potassium ion transmembrane transport
Cellular component (GO): voltage-gated potassium channel complex; membrane
Molecular function (GO): voltage-gated potassium channel activity; protein binding
Source: RefSeq, a predicted model, not a curated record